Messenger RNA from Uloborus diversus, 2293 nucleotides. RefSeq names its product heat shock 70 kDa protein cognate 4 (gene Hsc70-4). The record is from RefSeq and is a predicted model, not a curated record. Gene Ontology annotation, cellular component: nucleus; cytosol; cytoplasm. Bases 86 to 2023 code for a protein of 645 amino acids. NCBI's taxonomy places the organism in Eukaryota, Metazoa, Arthropoda, Arachnida, Araneae, Uloboridae. Gene Ontology annotation, molecular function: heat shock protein binding; misfolded protein binding; ATP binding. The transcript has a single exon. Gene Ontology annotation, biological process: protein refolding; vesicle-mediated transport; cellular response to unfolded protein.
GCUUUCACGGUCUUUCAUCUCGAGCAGUCAUCGCGUGCGUUUGCCCGCUGUCCGUUCUCUAAAUUUAUUUCUUAACUCUUCUGAAAUGGCCGUUCCUGCGAUUGGUAUAGAUUUGGGUACAACGUACUCCUGUGUUGGUGUGUUUCAACACGGAAAAGUCGAAAUUAUUGCAAACGAUCAAGGAAAUCGCACCACGCCUAGUUAUGUGGCUUUUACCGACACCGAGAGAUUGAUCGGAGAUGCUGCUAAAAAUCAAGUAGCAAUGAAUCCGAGUAACACAGUUUUCGAUGCCAAACGCCUCAUCGGACGCAGGUUCGAAGAUUCUGCUGUGCAAUCCGACAUGAAACAUUGGCCAUUCGAAGUCGUCAGCGACGGCGGUAAGCCUAAGAUUCAAGUGGAAUACAAAGGCGAAAAUAAAACUUUUACUCCCGAAGAAAUCUCCUCCAUGGUUUUAAUCAAAAUGAAAGAAAUUGCUGAAGCUUACCUCGGUAAAACAGUCACAAAUGCUGUAAUUACAGUCCCGGCUUAUUUCAACGAUUCUCAACGGCAAGCGACGAAAGACGCUGGCACCAUUGCAGGAUUAAAUGUCCUUCGUAUCAUCAACGAACCAACUGCGGCCGCUAUCGCUUAUGGACUGGACAAGAAAGGAACAGGCGAAAGAAACGUUCUCAUUUUUGAUCUUGGCGGAGGAACCUUUGAUGUCUCCAUUUUAACUAUUGAAGAUGGUAUUUUUGAAGUAAAGUCCACAGCUGGUGAUACCCAUUUAGGUGGAGAAGAUUUCGAUAACCGCAUGGUCAACCACUUUGUACAGGAAUUCAAGAGGAAGCACAAGAAGGAUUUAACUACCAACAAGAGAGCUUUGAGGAGGCUGAGAACAGCGUGCGAAAGAGCAAAGCGUACCCUUUCUUCAAGCACACAGGCCAGCAUAGAAAUAGAUUCCUUGUUCGAAGGCGUAGACUUCUACUCCACAAUCACACGUGCCAGGUUUGAAGAGCUGAAUGCGGACUUGUUCCGAAGCACUCUGGAGCCGGUGGAGAAAGCCCUGAGGGAUGCCAAGCUCGACAAGGCCCAAGUCCACGAUAUUGUCCUCGUGGGAGGUUCAACCCGUAUCCCCAAAAUCCAGAAAUUGCUGCAAGAUUUCUUCAACGGCAAGGAAUUGAACAAGAGCAUCAAUCCCGACGAAGCCGUCGCUUACGGAGCCGCAGUCCAAGCUGCCAUCUUAAAUGGCGAUAAAUCCGAACAAGUCCAAGAUCUGUUGCUGUUGGAUGUCACGCCGCUGUCUUUGGGUAUUGAAACUGCCGGUGGAGUCAUGACUGUUCUGAUCAAGAGAAACACCACCAUCCCGACUCGUCAGACCCAGACAUUCACUACUUAUUCCGACAAUCAGCCCGGCGUACUCAUCCAAGUCUACGAAGGCGAACGUGCGAUGACGAAGGACAAUAACCUCCUGGGCAAGUUCGAGCUGACUGGUAUUCCACCUGCGCCUAGGGGCGUGCCUCAAAUCGAAGUCACGUUCGAUAUCGACGCAAACGGCAUCUUGAACGUCUCUGCCGUAGACAAGAGCACCGGUAAGGAGAACAAGAUCACCAUCACGAACGACAAAGGCAGGCUGUCCAAGGAGGAGAUCGAAAGGAUGGUCAAGGACGCAGAGAAGUACAGAGAUGACGACGACAAGCAGAAGUCCAGGAUAUCCUCGAAGAACUCGCUGGAAAGUUACGCUUUCAACAUGAAGUCCACCAUGGAAGACGAUAAGAUUAAAGACAAGAUCUCCGAGGACGACAGGAAGAAGGUUCUCGAUAAAGUCAACGACACGCUCAAGUGGCUGGACAGCAACCAGUUGGCAGAAAAGGAGGAAUACGAUGAUAAACUUGCAGAGCUGGAGUCCAUUUGCAAGCCUAUCAUCACCAGUAUCUACCAAGCAGCCGGAGGUGCCCCAGGGGGCAUGCCAGGAGGGUUCCCAGGUGCAGGUGCUGCACCAGGAGGAGGUAGCACAGGUGGCCCCACCAUCGAGGAGGUAGACUAAAAAAAAAGACAUUCCGUUCCUGUAUUUAUUUCGAACUUAGAUUGUGAUUGAGACUGUUGGAAUAAGCUUAAGAAAGCUUAUAAGUGACUCUUUACAAAAGAACUGCCUUUUUCAAAUGUUUCAGGUAAAUUUAAAGUUUUUUCAGGACAUUUUUCAUCCAAUUCAUAUUUUUAUUUUCAUGUUUCGACUGUUCAUCUAGUUACAAUUCUUCGGCUGUUCUUUUUUUGUAUAAUUUCUUUCCAGUUCUGUUAAUAAAAAAAGAGUAAGAUA